Podarcis lilfordi (Lilford's wall lizard) is the source of this 6716-nucleotide messenger RNA. Lineage: Eukaryota; Metazoa; Chordata; Lepidosauria; Squamata; Lacertidae. The record is from the annotation of a GenBank genome assembly.
UGUUCCUCUUUAUCUUGGUGGUGAACAAACAACACCCAUUCCCGGACCACACUGAACCAUUUGUUCCCAAGUGUUGCCUGCGACAUGAGACCAUGGCCUAUAAAUAACUCCACGUAAGCCUCUACCUGCACCAAUUCCCUUGUUGAUCCAUCUCUGCUCUGAGUCUCCUAAUCUUUCCAGAAUGAUGAAGGCACUCCUGAGCGCAUGCCUCCUCUUGGUCCUGCUUUCUCCAGGUAAGAUGGGGAACAUUUAAUUACCUUUAGAGGACACUGAAAAGAACUUGCAGCUUGGGAGAGAAGGGGAGUUAGAAGUGCAGAUCAACACCCCAGAGAGCAAGGAGGGCAGGGUUACCAAGAGAAAGUAGCAGAGAAUUAAGUCAUGAAUAUUUCUUGUGUUGUCAUUAUGAUGGGCCCGACGAUCCUUUUUCCCCUGGCACCGUUGGGCCCGUCCUCUCACUUAAGUAUAGUGCAACCGAACACCAAUCCCACGGAUUUCCACAGUCUACCUCAGAUUAUCUUGUAGGGGAUUUGCGUGAAGUAAAAUUUAAUAAUUAGGAGUUUCGGGCAGGAUUUGCUCAAAUAAACAAUAACAAUUUUAUUUAACAAGAAAGUUUAUGACACGAGUAGAUAAAACUGAGAAUACUUCAGUCUACAAUGUUAUUUCACUUCAAGGUUUUCUCAGUUGUUCACACUUAAUACUUUGGUUCUUAACAAGGUGGUACUUUCUGUCAGUUACACACCCCUAGACAACCCUGCUGUUGAGGCACUCCAAGGUUUCACUGGUUUGGGAGUCUUCUCUUACUAGAAGAAUCUCUCCCCUCCUGACUGGAAUAAGUAGACUGUCUCUUUACAGCUUCUACUUCUCCUGUCUCAACCUCAGCCCCCCAGUUAAUUCCUGGCCUAAAUGCUCUUACAGGACACCACACACUGUCCUUCACACUAAGCUCAGAGACUCCUUUCUCUAGCGUGUGAUAUUUUCCUCAGAGUGGAUGUUUCUGCCCAGAACCAACACUCACUCCCUAUCUUCCUACCUAUCCACCCAACCUCUCAAUCCCAACCUACUCCAAAACCUCCUCCCAACACUCCCUCCAAAACGCACUCCUUCUUUCUCUCCAUAUUCUCUCCUUUUCAACUCCCCCUCCUGGAACCUUGGCCAAUCAGAUGGUGCCAUACAUUAACCAUUUUCUGGCAUGGGAAAAAGAAAAGGAAAUACUUGGGGACCCAACCUGCCCCAGCAAAAACAAACUUUUCCUUCACAGUCAUCCAGAUAAAUGAUGUCAUAGAGAUAAAUAAUAAAUACCUCACAGGAAUCUUCUGAGGAUUAAAUAGGGAGGGGGAAACUAUGUACACAGCCUUGAGCUUCUUGGAGGAAGUGGAUGCAGAUAAAAAAAAUAAAUCGGAAAAAUAGAAACUGAAAGUAAGUUAAAUUGAUAGAUUGGUUCAUCCCUAGUCCAGGAUCCUGUCCUCACACUGGCCAACCCAAUGAUUAUGGAAGCUCACAGUCAGGACCUCAGUGAAACAACACUCUGGCUUACUCUGAGUUCCAGCAACUGAUAUCUGAAAUAUGCAACUUUUUAUACUGGAGGUAGUACAUAGGCAUCAUGGUUAGUAGCCACUGAGAAUCUUAUUUUCCAUCAAUUUGUCUAAUUCCCUUCUAAAGCCAUUCAAAUUGGUGGCAUUGACUACCUCUUGUAGAAAAUUCCAUAGUUUAAUUGUGCUAAGAUGUAAGUUUGUAACCAAACAGUGGGAAGAAAAUAUAUUUAAGUGAGAGUCUGGAUGGGGGGGAAGGUUGGCCAUGGGAAAGGGGGAGUUCACCUCCCCACCUCUUGGAAAUAAUUUAACUGGUAUUCUGGGCAAUGGCUUCAAGAGUUUUAAUUAAUGAGUGUUUUAUUCAUUCUAUUCUAUUCUAUUAAAAUGCUUUUAAAAUUGAACCCCUUUUAAUUUAGAAGUAUUAAUUGACUCUCACCUCCUCCUUUGUGUGUCACUUAGCAAACUGCAAAACCAAUUAAUAAUAAUGUUAAUGAUAAUAAUAAUAAUAAUAAUUAAUAAUUCAUGAAGUAAACUUUUGCUUCUGUCUUCAGCAUUACCUCUGCACUGCAGAUAUAGUUAUAACAAGACUGGAAUGACAUACAAUAGCUAUCUUGAAACAACUUGUGACUCCGAUAAAGAUUCCUGUGAGGCCAGUGUUCUGCGUACAAAUAUAAGUAAGAUUUGUCUUUUUUGUCUUUUUUUGUCUUUUACUGUUUGAUUAGAUCCAGGUUAAGAUAGUUGAACUUUAAGGGUUCUAAUAGCAUAUAGAAGUCUACGCUGGGGCAACUCACCUAUGAAAAAAAGUGAAGUGAGGAAGCUGUGGCACUUCAGCUGUAGAUGAAUUAGAACUCUCAUCAGCCUCAGCUAGCCAGGCCACCAGUCAGGGAUGAUGGGAGAUGCAGUCCAACAACAUCUGGAGGAUCACAGCUUCCCAUCCUGAAGUAAGGAAUGGCUUACAUUUGAAAAUGGGGAAUCUAACAUCACCUGCUCACAACCAGUGGCUGAAUCUGGGUGCUUAUCUCCAAGCUUGGGGAACUUGAUUUGCAUUAACUAGAAAUCCCCAUUGACCCAAACCAAUGGACUCCAAUUUAGUUUUAGUUAUCAAACGAGACAAUAAGCCUAGAAUAUAACCUGAAUAUCCCCUUUGCCAUAAAUAACAUUGAAAUAGAGACUCCUUUCACAGAUCUAUAAAAAAACUAAUCAAAAGCUGAGCAAUUGGGAUGGGAAAUGAAGGUGCUUCACACUUUCAUGGCUCCCCCCUCCCCCCCUCAAGUAAUUUUGAAAUAACUCUCAGUGAUGAAAUGAUUAGGAAGGAACCAACAUUAAGGGAGUAUUCUUGUAGUUCACCUAUGAAAAAGGGUUUCCGUUACCCAGCUUGAUUCAGUGUGGGCCCCUCCAACCUGAUGAACUUCUUUCAUACUUCAACAUUGGUUAAGGUUGUUUUGAUCCCCUUGCUUGAUCCUGAUUCACCCACCCCUCUACCUAGAAGGACAUGAGUGCCAUUUCUGGUUCGUCUGAGGCGCCAAAAUGCCUCGGGGCAAUCCUGGGUGGGAUGGUGGUGCUCACUUGACCAUCUGUUCCAACAUCACUGGUACAUUCUUGGAGGGAGAGGGGCAAGUGGGCAGUAAGGCUGGUGCAAUGCAAGUGUCUUGCCAAGUGUCUUGCACUGGGCAACAGGAGUUCAGGGAAGCAUUUCCCCCACCCUACAAACUGUUAUGAUCGACUAGCAGAGAGAGUGCAGUGUAUGGCACAUGCAUUGUCAGAUGUAUAGAAGAAGGCAUGAGUCCUCGUGCUUGAAAUUUGAUGUGAAAUGAAGUUCUGUAUACAUUCCAAAUUUAAAGCAUUAUACAAAUUAAUUGCAAACAUAAAAAAAGAGAUUGGUCCUAUGGAUUAAUGAGGCAAGAGACUACUGCUUGUGGCAGAGAGCUGAACUCAUAAAUGCCUGCAGAAGACUAUUCUGUUCCACCUGGGCUAUGCAGAACAUUAAGAAUAGAUCUUUCCACACUGGUUAAUUGAUAUCUAUUGAUUUACUUUUAAUGUGGUUUUUCUUGUAUCUUUUACCAUAUUUUUCGCUCUAUAGGACGCACUUUUCCCCCUCCAAAAAUGAAGGGGAAAUGUGUGUGCGUCCUAUGGAGCGAACGUUGGCUUUCGAUGAAGCCUGGAGAGCGAGAGGGGUGGGUGCGCAUCGACCCCUCUCGCUCUCCAGUCUUCAGGAAGCUAUCCGCAAUCCUUCAGAGCACGGUGGGAGCUCCCGCCGGGCUCCAAAGGCUUGCGGACAGCAGCCUGCAGCCCGAAGCCUGGUGAGCAGGCUUUGGGCAGCUGCGCAACUUUGUCUCCGCUCCAGGACCUGUUCUGGGGGCUGGGGUUGGGGGAAGCUCGGGCUUUCCCCGCCCCAGCCCCGCGGCUAAAAUCGAAGCCCCACGCAGCCUCUCCCGGCUGGAGAGGUUGUGCAUGGCUAAAGAGGAAUCCAAGACAGCCAGUGGGAUGGAUCCCACUGGCUGUCUUCGUUUCUUUGCUCUUUGGGGCUGGGGGGAGCGGAAUAAAACUAGGUGCGCCCUGUGGAGUGAAAAAUACGGUAUGUAUGAAAUGUAUGAAAAACAUUUUGAUAUUUUUUCCUCUUAUGUUAUAGCAGUGCACACGCAUUUAAACAAACAAACAAACAAACAAACAAACAAACAGCACCUUACUUUUGAUUGCCAAAUUUAAUAAUACUUUCCAUAUUGUUAGUUUGAAAAGGUCCUGAUUCAGGUAUCAAAGAAAAUUGGAACCAUUACAAUGAAUGUGCCUUAGGAGCAAUGGUCCUGAAUAUUUUCCCCAGAUCUAGAUAUUUCUUUCAAUUUCUUUUUCAUAGUAGAACUUCAAGCGCAACUUUUGAGUAAAUGCACGUCAUCCGACAAUUGUUUCUCAGGCAAUUACAGCUUCACUGCAGGGGAUGGUAAAUUCUUUGAGAUGAAGAAGCACUGCUGCAACACUGAACUGUGUAACAAUGCAACUCUCAGCCGUAAGUUUCUGUAUAAUUUUAAAAUCCACAACAUGUUAGGGCUUUGCAUUGGAUUUGGCCAAAGGCUGGAUAGGUAGUCAAUCAGCAGUACUCAGAGGACCUGGGCCUCAUUCAAAUGGGGUGAGACAGCCCCAGAUGGCUAUAUGGGUUGAGCAGGUCAGCACUAUUAGGGCCUCUCAAGGGGUGGAGAGGCAGGGAGGGCGAAGAAGCAGGCAUGAGGAGAAACUGUGAAGAAGAGGGACCUACUGGGCAGCUACAUCUCUGCCUGAGAAGGGAUGCGUAACCUUUCCAACCAGGCCUUACCUGAAUCUGUCCCAUUGUCAAUCCUAAACCCAGACUGGGUCUAGAUAAUCUUUUCAUCCAAUAAUACUUGCAGGUGCCCCACCAAAACUGUAAAGCCCUUGGGUGAAUUACAAUAAUAUAACAUACAGGUACAAAAACAGAUACAGUGGUACCUCGGGUUAAGUACUUAAUUCAUUCCGGAGUUCUGUUCUUAACCUGAAACUGUUCUUAACCUGAAGCACUACUUUAGCUAAUGGGGCCUCCAGCUGCCGCCGUGCUGCCGGAGCACGAUUUCUGUUCUCACCCUGAAGCAAAGUUCUUAACCCGAGGUAAUAUUUCUGGGUUAGCGGAGUCUGUAACCUGAAGCGUAUGUAACCCGAGGUACCACUGUAAAACCAUUAACAUGCUCACUAUACUUUUGAUUUUGGCAGUUUCUGAUCGCAACGUGCUGGCUGAAAAUGGCCUGAAGUGCCCAGCCUGCUUCUCCAAAGGAACCACACAGUGUAAAAGUGAGAAGACCAUCAACUGCCUUGAGAAUGAGACCCAGUGUGUUGUUUUUAAAGGAUCUCUUUUAGAGGUAACAUUGCUACUUAGACAGGGGAAAGGGCCUAGUCAUCGGAUGGGUCACACAGACUCACCCCUGUUCUCCUAUGCUCCCCCUCCCUUCCCUUUCCCUUGCAUAUUACUAGAAAUGUGAGAGGGUCCACAUCUCUAACUGGCCCCAUUCUGCACCCUUCCUUAGUGUUUUGCCUGCCUGGACUGUGUCCUUUAACUCUCAUAAUGCCACUUGCUUGUCCAGAAGGAAUAUUCCCCUUGGCUGGGGAGGGCGGGGUAUAAAUAAAUAAAAAUUAUUAUUAUUAUUAUUAUUAUUAUUAUUAUUAUUAUUAUUAUUGUUAAAAACACCCUUCUGAACAAAAGUAAAAAGUGCAUUCAUUGCUUCACCCCAGUUGCAUCUGGAUCUGUCCACCAUUGGGUUGCAGUCGAGGACAAAAUGUGUCCCCCUUGCUCAAAAAGCACAUUUAUUAUGUAAAAGGCAUGUAACAAGUUUUCUUAAAUUCUGUGACAAUGAGCAGUAUCUGGCUAACUAAUUCUGUGCACCAGAAUUUCUGCUCUUGGAAACUUGUAAAAUAAAAGGAGGAUUCUAUGGAUGCUUAGAUCACAGUGGGGCAAUGAGGAAGCCUCAGUGGGCAUCCAACCAUCCUGAGAGACAAUGAAGUGCAUCUCCAGCUUUUUGUUUGUGUGUCGCUGCAUCACACUGUUGUCUCAUGCCAGGUUAAAACACUCAAGGUUCCCACACCAGGGAGGGAGUGUUGUUUUCAAAUCUUGCUGUGUGGCCACAGCAUGUGAUUUUAACUUGCCCAGGAGAUAGCAGGGAUAGAGUUCCUCCCAUUUUAUUGCAACUCAGCUGCACACAAGAAUUUGAUCUGCUUAAUCUAGUUAAUUAGGCCUGUUUUCAGAUUCUCUACUUUCAUUAUAUUUUAUAAAUAUAAUGUCAGAGGCUGGACUGAGGAGGAAUGGUGGGAGCUGCCCCUUCUUUUCUGAUUUCCUGAGGCCUGACAGAUAAACUGUUUAUUAAUAAUCUUGAGACUCCUUUGGGUAUGAUGGCCAUUCUGAAUUACAUAUGAGUUUAUUUUUAUCCAAACUUCAUGUUGAAAAUUUUAUUUAUUCAUGUUCUAAUGAAAUUAUAUUUUUCAGAUUUCUUAAAUAUACACAUUUUAAAACUAACUAAAAUUGUCAUUUAGCCUCACAAGCACAAUCUCCUAGUACCUGGGUAAAGGACUAAUGUCAACAUUUCUUUCCUUUUCUUCUAGCCCCCAAACAUCUCCCCGAUUUCACGUUCCAAGGCUGUGGAACAACAGAUUUUUGUGCCAUCCACAGAAGAAGACUUGGAUCUGGCGGAUUAG